Vollenhovia emeryi is the source of this 756-nucleotide messenger RNA. RefSeq lists its product as uncharacterized. The record is from RefSeq and is a predicted model, not a curated record. Gene Ontology annotation, molecular function: RNA-DNA hybrid ribonuclease activity; nucleic acid binding. Bases 1 to 756 code for a protein of 251 amino acids. The transcript has a single exon. NCBI's taxonomy places the organism in Eukaryota, Metazoa, Arthropoda, Insecta, Hymenoptera, Formicidae.
AUGGCUCUAAAAAAAGUCAUGAAUUUGUUAAGGAACGACAAGAUAGAGAAGAGAGAAAUUUUAAUACUUACGGAUUGCAAAGCCACGAUCAAGGCCUUAGAGAAUAAUAACCUAUCGGUUUACAAGAACACAUACGUUGUAGAGGCGAGGAGAAGAAUCAACAGCCUGAAGAAGGACUAUAAUAUACAAGUGUACAUAGUAUGGAUACCAGCGCACAGGGGGAUGGCCGGAAAUGAGAUCGCGGACGUUUUGGCCAAGGAAGCGUCACAGGAAGAAUCACAGGAUUUUAAGGUUCCCUUUACGGAUUUCUACGCGGAACAUAAAAUCAAGGAAUGGCACAGCACAAGAGAAGUGAUAGAAAGGGAGGCGGAAUAUAAGGGAAGAUACUAUUUUAAAUAUUUCUACAGGAAAGAUGCAAGGAAGAGUUGGUUCAAGGGCCGACACACUGAGCGAUACUUCGGAACGUUGAUGAAUAGGUUAAGAGCGAAUCAUUAUAACCUGGCGUGCUCGCUGGCUAGAAAAGGAUACGUGGAAUCGGACCAAUGUGAGUGUGGAGGGGGUAGAGAGAGCCUCGACCAUAUGGUAUGGGCGUGCAGAAAGUACAGUUCAAUAAGGGAAUGGCUGGCGACGGAGAUCGACAGUAGAGGCCUCGAGAAUACGGACGUGGAGCCUAUUGAGGAUAUCUUGAAGAGGGAGGACUGGGAUAAACUUUACCUGAUAUACCAGUUCAUCAGAAGGACAGGAAGGACGGUGUGA